GCAGGCAGAAGCAGAUCCCGGAAGUAGAAACGGUUAGAAACGAGCUAACGUUAGCUAGCUUUUUGUUGACAGUUUGCUGGCUGUCAAACCACAGCUUGACCUCAUUUAAAGAAACUGCAGUCAGCUAACACGCUACGUCCCGACUUGUCCCAGCGACUUGUAUUAAGUCUCUUGCUUGUCUUGUUUAUUGACCGAAGUUUGGUUAACGUUUUUCGUCACUUAAAACCACUUGUGGAUCCUAAAGAUGGCAUCAAGAGGAGGAGGAGGAUUCACUCCGAUGGGUCUGAAUGUGAACCCCAUGAAUGUGGGGCAUGCUGCGGGCAUGAGGAUGCCAGGUAUGCCCCAACCACCGGGGGGAUACUCCCGGAGCAUGAACAACGUUCCCCAGUACCCACAGCGCCAAGGGAUGCCAUCUAACAGAGUUGGGGGCCCCAUGGGAUCUAUGGGGGGUCAGCUGCCUGGCCCUUCUUAUGGCAGUGGGAACAUGUCCAUGCGGCAAGGCAUGGGGCCUCCAGGCAUGGACGCUUCGAGAAAACGCUUUCUUCAUAUGCAUCAACAACAGCAGCAGCAAGAGGCGCUGGGAGGCCUUAGACGAGGGCCAAAAAGACGAAAGAUGGCAGACAAGGUUCUCCCACAGAGGAUCAGAGACCUGGUCCCAGAGUCCCAGGCCUACAUGGAUCUCUUGGCCUUUGAGAGGAAACUGGACCAGACCAUCGCCCGAAAGCGUAUGGAGAUCCAGGAAGCCAUCAAGAAGCCCAUUAUGCAAAAACGCAAGCUGAGGAUCUACAUUUCUAACACGUACACCCCCAGCAAGCCGGAGGGCGAGGAGGCAGAGAAAGUGUCCUCCUGGGAACUGAGAGUGGAGGGAAAACUUCUAGAGGAAACUGGCAAGCAGAAGCGGAAGUUCUCAUCUUUCUUCAAAAGCCUGGUGAUUGAGCUUGAUAAGGAGCUCUAUGGACCUGACAAUCACCUGGUAGAGUGGCACAGAAUGCCCACCACUCAGGAAACGGAUGGCUUCCAGGUCAAAAGGCCUGGCGAUGUGAAUGUGAAAUGCACCCUGCUGCUCAUGCUCGACCACCAGCCCCCUCAGUACAAACUGGACCCGCGGUUGGCUCGUCUGCUCGGUGUUCACACACAGACGCGGGCCAGCAUUAUGCAGGCUCUUUGGCUCUACAUCAAGAACAACAAGCUGCAGGACUGUCAUGAGAAGGAGUUCAUCAACUGCAACCGCUACUUCAGACAGAUCUUCGGCUGUCCCCGCAUGAGGUUCUCUGAGAUUCCCAUGAAACUGGCGGGCCUGCUGCAGCACCCUGACCCCAUCAUUAUCAAUCACAUGAUAAGUGUGGACCCCACGGAUCAGAAGAAGACAGCAUGCUAUGACAUUGAUGUGGAGGUGGAUGACCCACUGAAGGGCCAAAUGAACAGUUUCCUGUCCUCUACAACCAACCAACAGGAAAUUGCUGCGCUGGAGGUGAAGAUUCAUGAAACGAUUGAGUACAUCAACCAGCUGAAGACUGAGAGGGACUUCAUGCUGAGCUUCAGCAAUAAACCUCAGGACUUCAUCCAAGACUGGCUCAAGUCUCAGUGCAGAGAUCUGAAGUUGAUGACUGAUGUGACAGGAAACCCAGAGGAGGAGAGGAGGACUGAGUUCUACGAGGGGCCCUGGGUACCAGAGGCUGUGGGAAGAUACAUCUACUCCAAGGUGCAGCAGAGAAGACAAGACUUGGAGCAGGUGUUGGGAAUCCGUCUCACCUAAAGACAUAUAACAGAGAUGUCAUGGCCGGCUUCAGUUAAUUCAUAAAAUAUAUACUUGACUUAAUCAAAAUUGGAAUUUGCUUGGAAAUAAAUAAGCUACUGUUGCAGCUUAAAUGUUCAAAAAGCCAUCCUCAAUGACAUGGUAUAUGGGAAACAUAUAGGAUAGUAUUUUUAAAUCAACAAAGUAUACUGGACCAAAAUAAUUAACAUUUCCUUACUUCUGUGUUUACUUUUUCUGUCAUUUUGAACCUGUUCAAAUAAUCGUGCCUUUGUUUUGCAACAUGUUUUGUUUAUGGUACAAUAUGCUUCAAAUGCUUUAAGCAUUGGUGCUGUGUCGGUGUUUUUCACCCUCACAUUGUGAGCUAUUUUAGAAAGGUUGUCUGUUUACCAUUUUAAAAGCCAUAACCUUAAAUGAGGAACAAUGCAAAAUAUAUGCAUACUGAAAACAAUGUACACCAGAAAUAUAUGUACAUAUUUCAAAAGUGUGUUUUGAAAACAUUGGUUAAUUCCCUUCAGAAAAACGUAGGACUUCUUACGUUGUUUCAUGACUUGGAUGGGAACUUUGAAUGCCAACAAUAAUAAUUUUAAGAGCUGUUUUUUGUUAUACCGAUGGAUAUGCAAUUUGAAAUAAAACAUUUAUUUGCCUUCUAAAAUAGGCAGACUUUUCAGGUAAGCUCUACUAUGAGAAACUGUUAAGCUUAUUUGAGUCCUCUCUGUCCAGCUGUUAUUCAUGAGCUCUCUUUGUAUACUUUUUCGAUGUUUACAUGCUGUUCUGGUUUAUUAUUGGGGUUGUUGGGGUUAUUGUUUAAUGCCAGGAAAAGGAACUGUUGCCUUCUCUUUGGAUUGAAGUGUUUCUUCUGGAAGAUCCAAAAGGUUGACUGGUAAAAUAGGAAUGCAAUUGUACUGUGCCAACUAAACAAUGCAUCAGAUUGUUGAAUAUAGUUUGUAGUUUCUGAAAGUAUCUUUUCAUUGAAAUGCAAUUUUGUUAAGGUUUUGUAUGAGGGUCUCUUUAAACAUUCCAUAUUGCAGUAUCUCUGUGCCAUAAGUUGCUUUUUGAAAAAUGCACUUCAAAUUUGAGACAUUGUGUACACAUUUUUGUUUGUACUGCUUCUUUUGUAAAAUGUUUGCAUGUUUUGUAUCCAUCAAAAGCCUUUAUCAUUUAUACAUUUUUGAUAUUUUUCACAAUAAAUAUUCCUACCAAUG
Messenger RNA from Eleginops maclovinus (Patagonian blennie), 2958 nucleotides. It is a transcript of the gene smarcd2, whose product is annotated as SWI/SNF related, matrix associated, actin dependent regulator of chromatin, subfamily d, member 2. The coding region runs from base 245 to 1756 and encodes 503 amino acids. Gene Ontology annotation, molecular function: transcription coregulator activity. Lineage: Eukaryota; Metazoa; Chordata; Actinopteri; Perciformes; Eleginopidae. The transcript has 13 exons. Gene Ontology annotation, cellular component: SWI/SNF complex; nucleus. Gene Ontology annotation, biological process: regulation of transcription by RNA polymerase II. The record is from RefSeq and is a predicted model, not a curated record.